Molecule: messenger RNA, 1278 nt
Organism: Bombina bombina (fire-bellied toad)
Lineage: Eukaryota; Metazoa; Chordata; Amphibia; Anura; Bombinatoridae
Product: gamma-aminobutyric acid receptor subunit beta-4-like
Biological process (GO): monoatomic ion transmembrane transport; signal transduction; chemical synaptic transmission
Cellular component (GO): membrane; neuron projection; synapse
Molecular function (GO): extracellular ligand-gated monoatomic ion channel activity; GABA-A receptor activity; neurotransmitter receptor activity
Source: RefSeq, a predicted model, not a curated record
CCAGUUACAGUAGGGAUGAGCAUACACAUCUCCAGCAUUGACCAGAUAUCAGAAGUCAACAUGGAUUACACCAUCACCAUGUACUUCCAGCAAAGUUGGCGUGACAAGCGUUUGGCAUAUACAGCUCUCCCGCUAAACCUCACACUGGAUAACCGUGUGGCUGACCAGCUUUGGCUCCCGGACACAUACUUCCUGAAUGACAAGAAAUCAUUCUUACACGGAGUCACUGUCAAAAACCGAAUGAUCCGACUGCACCCAGAUGGCACUGUCCUCUAUGGUCUUAGAAUAACCACCACAGCAGCCUGCAUGAUGGAUCUACGCAGAUAUCCUCUGGACCAGCAGAACUGUACCCUAGAGAUAGAGAGCUAUGGAUACACAACAGAUGAUAUUGAGUUUUUCUGGCAGGGUGGGGAGGUUGAUGCUGUCACAGGUGUUCCUGCUCUGGAGUUACCACAGUUUACAAUCAUCGAGACGAGACUGGUUUCGAAGAAAGUUGUAUUUACCACUGGUAAUUACCCACGUCUGUCUCUUAGUUUCCGGAUUAAAAGGAACAUUGGAUAUUUUAUCUUGCAAACAUACAUGCCAUCUAUACUCAUUACCAUCCUCUCCUGGGUCUCCUUCUGGAUCAACUAUGAUGCAUCUGCCGCUAGAGUGGCUCUAGGAGUAACAACAGUGCUGACCAUGACGACCAUAAACACGCAUCUAAGAGAGACACUACCCAAGAUUCCCUAUGUUAAGGCUAUCGAUGUGUAUCUGAUGGGAUGCUUUGUAUUUGUGUUUCUGGCUCUGCUGGAAUAUGCCUUUGUCAACUAUGUAUUCUUUGGGCGCGGUCCUCAGCAGCAAAAAAAGCAGAAUGAACGGACGACCAAAGCAAAUAAUGAACGCCACCGCUAUGAGGAGAGAAGGGUUGAUCCUUAUGGGAACCUGCUUCUCAGCUCUCUUGAUAUGAGCAGCGAAUUAAUGUCAUCUGAGAUUGGGAGCAGUGUUGGCGACUCCCGGAACUCUGUCCUGUCCUAUGACACCUCAGGGAUCCAGUUCCGCAAACUAGCUGACCUCCAGGGGGGGACGGUUUUCAGCCACACUCCCCUUGAGCGUCAUAUGCCCAUGACAGCUGCUCGUGGACGUGCCAACUGCCGCCUCCGGCGACGCUCCUCUAAGUUAAAGCUUAAAAUCCCGGACCUGACAGAUGUCAGCACCAUUGAUAAAUGGUCCCGGAUCAUUUUCCCCAUUACCUUUGGAUUUUUUAAUCUGGUUUACUGGAUGUAUUAUGUUAACUGA